Molecule: messenger RNA, 818 nt
Organism: Trichosurus vulpecula (common brushtail)
Lineage: Eukaryota; Metazoa; Chordata; Mammalia; Diprotodontia; Phalangeridae
Product: V-type proton ATPase subunit E 1
Exons: 1
Coding region: 43-723 (226 amino acids)
Biological process (GO): proton transmembrane transport
Cellular component (GO): proton-transporting two-sector ATPase complex, catalytic domain
Molecular function (GO): proton-transporting ATPase activity, rotational mechanism
Source: RefSeq, a predicted model, not a curated record
CUCUGAGGCUGCCAGAUCAGUGUAGGGGUAGCUGCUGUCACCAUGGCUCUCAGCGACGCCGACGUCCAAAAGCAGAUCAAACACAUGAUGGCUUUCAUUGAACAGGAAGCAAAUGAGAAGGCCGAAGAAAUAGAUGCAAAGGCAGAAGAAGAGUUCAACAUUGAGAAGGGUCGUCUUGUGCAAACACAGAGACUGAAGAUAAUGGAAUAUUAUGAGAAGAAGGAGAAACAAAUUGAGCAGCAGAAGAAAAUUCAGAUGUCCAACUUGAUGAACCAGGCAAGAUUGAAAGUCCUCAGAGCCAGAGACGACCUCAUCUCAGACUUAUUAAGUGAAGCAAAACAGAGACUCUCCAAGGUAGUGAAAGAUACAACCAGGUAUCAGGUGCUUUUGGAUGGUCUGGUCCUUCAGGGUUUAUACCAAUUGCUGGAGCCACGAAUGAUUGUCCGUUGCAAGAAAGAGGAUCUCCCUCUGGUCAAGGCUGCAGUGCAAAAAGCAAUCCCUAUGUAUAAGAUUGCGACUACAAAGGAUGUUGAUGUCCAAGUUGAUCAGGAGGCAUACUUGCCAGACGAAAUAGCUGGAGGUGUUGAGAUUUAUAAUGGGGAUCGUAAAAUAAAGGUUUCUAAUACCCUAGAAAGUAGACUGGAUCUUAUAGCCCAACAGAUGAUGCCAGAAGUCCGUGGGGCCUUGUUUGGUGCUAAUGCCAAUAGGAAAUUUUUGGACUAAGCCUCUGAUGAGGUGGGAUCCAUUCCAUCUGCUGUUUUGAUGAGUUAUGUGUGUCUAAAAUUGAAGAAACAACUAUCAAUAUUCCUCCUUUCUGA